Eruca vesicaria subsp. sativa (arugula) is the source of this 1567-nucleotide messenger RNA. NCBI's taxonomy places the organism in Eukaryota, Viridiplantae, Streptophyta, Magnoliopsida, Brassicales, Brassicaceae. The record is from the annotation of a GenBank genome assembly.
AAAAAAAAACUCCUAAACCAAAAAAAACAAAAGUAAGAGGAGAUUUCAACUUAUUCUAUUACAUUCUCUCUAUUAAAAUCAAGCAUUUGACUUUUGUGACAAAGAUUUGAAGUAAGAGAUGAGGAACGAAGCAGGUGGCACCAUGGUCGUUGAUCUCCAAACCAGUCCAUAUAACAAUCGCCACAAUCUAAGCCAUGAGAUCACCGACAAUGUCCACAAACGGAGGCCUAAAUUUGGUGACAUCUUAAAAGCUGACCACGACGGAAUAUUCCCUCCCGUGGACCCCAUCAUCAUCAACACCAACAUAACUCACCAACGGUUUAGCAGCGUCUCGACCAUGAGCAGCGGUCCAACAAGCGGUGACGGUUCACCUUGCGUAAUGUCUCCAUGGGCCCGUGUGUCUCCACCAUGGGCCACGGAGUUUAAUGAAGACAAUCUCCUCGAGACAAACGGUCUCAUUGGCUCCAUUGUACGUGAAGAAGGUCAUAUAUACUCGCUAGCAGCUUCUGGUGACCUUCUCUACACGGGCUCGGACUCAAAGAACAUUAGGGUUUGGAAAAAUUUGAAAGACUACGCCGGGUUUAAAGCGAGUAGUGGACUCAUUAAAGCUAUUGUGAUAUUCGGAGAUAACCGGGUCUUUACCGGUCAUCAAGACGGUAAGAUCCGGAUUUGGAAAGUCUCGAAGAGGAAACCGGGAAAGUACAAACGUGUCGGUACGUUGCCAACGUUUAAAUCGUUGGUUAAGAGUUCUGUAAACCCUAAACAUUACGGUAAUAAAAACUCGGUUAAAACGAAGCAUCACGACGCCGUUUCGAGUCUUAGUAUGGACGUGGAGUUCGGUUUGUUGUAUUCCAGCUCUUGGGAUAGGACGAUCAAGGUCUGGAGAGUCUCGGAUUCGAAGUGUUUGGAGACGAUAGAAGCGCAUGAGGACGCGAUAAACUCGGUUAUGUACGGUUUCGAUGACUUGGUGUUCACGGGAUCUGCGGAUGGUACGGUUAAAGUGUGGAAACGUGAGAUGCAAGUCAAGGGGACGAGGCAUGUUUUGGUUCAAGUUUUGCUUAAGCAAGAAAACGCGGUCACGGCUUUGGCGGUUAAACCGAAGUUUUCGAUGGUUUAUUCCGGUUCGUCAGACGGGGUGGUUAACUAUUGGCAGCGUUCGAAGCGUUUAUUCGUUGGAGGGAUACUCAAAGGGCAUAAAUCCGCUGUGUUGUGUCUCACUGUAGCGGGGAACUUGUUGUUGAGUGGUUCAGCGGAUAAGAACAUUUGUGUUUGGAGACGGGACACGUCUGAUGGAUCUCAUGAGUGUCUGUCUGUUUUGACGGGGCAUAUGGGACCCGUGAAGUGUUUAGCCGUGGAGGAGGAACGAGUUUGCCGUGGUAAAGAAGCAAAAGGCUCGAUGGAGGGAGACAGGAAGUGGAUUAUAUAUAGUGGAAGUUUGGAUAAAUCGGUUAAAGUGUGGCGCGUGUGUGAGAAGAUGUCGACGUGGAGGGAGACGGAAGAGGAGGCAGUGUCGACUUCUUUGCACGAAGAGAAUUGCACGUGGAGUUCAUAUAGUUUGGACAAAUAG